CCUGAAGAGGCUACACCCGUGUGGAGUCUUACAAGAGCCUUCCAAAAUGAGAAGCCAAGAAGACUUGGCCAAAGUUUCCUCUUAAGUUUCGUGGAGAGAGACUCAGGUAUAGAAAUAUCCUUACUGCCACCUGACCCGAAGCUGGAGAAACUGCUGACAGCUUGGAGACCAGAGUAGGUGGCUCCCAGGUAGAUGGAUGCGUGAGGACUUUGUCGUUGCAGCCCUGCCAUGUGCACCACUAGCGCCUGCGACCUGGAGGAGGUCCCCCUGGAUGAUGAUGACCCAGACAGCAUGGAAUUCAAAAUCCUGGAGUUCUAUGUCAAACACCACGUCUUCAAGAACACCUCUGCUGUCCUCUCACGAAAGCUCCCGAGAACAAGAAGUUUGUCCCAGAGAGGACCGGCAAGGAAAGCAUGGCCACAGGGACCGUGGACUUGCAGAGAUUCCCAAUCCACGGAGAAGGCCAUAAAUCUUGCCAAGAAAAAGUCAUCUUGGAGAACACUCUUUGGAGUAGCAGAGAAGGAGGACUCUCAGAGCUCGCCUCCGGAGUUCCGUUCGGAGGGACCUCAGAGUGGUCCUCACGGUCCGCAAUGGCCGAGGUCCCUCUCCAAUGUGGAACAGCGCUUAGAGCGUGAAGCCGUGGACCCCAAAGUUGUUUCCAUUGCCAACCGAGUUGCUGAAAUCGUUUAUUCCUGGCCGCCGCCAGAAAAGAUCCACAGCCAGGGAGGAAGCUUCAAGUCCAGAACGACUGUGGCACGCCAGGGUCCCCAGUACCAGGGCUUCCAGCCUGAAGCUGCAGGUGGGAAGAGAGACGGAGAAGACCAAAUAAUAGCCAGAAUCGUCGAGCUGCUGAAAUAUUCGGGGGAUCAGUUGGAAAGAGAGUUGAAGAGAGACAAGGCUUUGAUGAACAUCUUCCAGGACGGGCUGUCCUACCCUGUUUUCAAGACCAUCACAGACCAGUUCCUAAGGGGUGUGGACACCAGGGGAGAAUCAGAGGUCAAAGCUCAGGGCUUUAAGGCUGCUCUUGCAAUAGACGCCACGGCCAAGCUUACAGGCAUCGACAGCCAUCCCAUGAACAGGGUGCUGGGCUUUGGAACCAAGUACCUGAAGGAGAACUUUUCGCCCUGGAUCCAGCAGCACGGUGGCUGGGAAAAAGUACUUGUGAUAUCACAUGAAGAAGUAGACUGAAACAUCAGAGGAUCUGUAAUCUGGAAUACUCAUGGUCCAACUCUGAUCUUGUGUACAUCAGUCUUAGCACAGACUAUGGGAGAAAACAAAAAUGGACAAGGCAGAUGGACCAUCAAAAUCUGCAAAACCAUUAUUCCUGCAAAUCAAGAGGCAUCAGGAGAGGCCUUGAAAUCUCCGGCUCAUAGAAUCUAGUAGCAUGGCCCUCGGCAUCCAUGUUUUCAGGUCUCCACUGAGUGUGUAAGGAAGUCUAGAAAGACAAGUGGUAAUUUUCCAUUCAAAUGCUUAGAACAGAAGCCAUCACCCUGCCUCUGCUGGCCACUUUAGUGCAAGUGUGUGACAGAUGUUUGUUGACCUCAUGAGGGUGAAAUGAUAAACGGUGCAUUUGCUUACUCUUUGGAUUCCAGUACUACUUAUUUUUCAAACUUCACUUGAGAUGGCCUGAUAAUGACAUUGUUUCAAGCCUACCUUUAGGCCGAUGUGGCUGUUCGUGUUGGUAGACAGAGCUGAGACUCCUGAGUUUACUGCUGUAUCCACUAGCCUGGG
This is a messenger RNA of Mesoplodon densirostris (Blainville's beaked whale), 1731 nucleotides long. RefSeq names its product BCL2 like 14 (gene BCL2L14). Lineage: Eukaryota; Metazoa; Chordata; Mammalia; Artiodactyla; Ziphiidae. Bases 229 to 1188 code for a protein of 319 amino acids. The transcript is spliced from 6 exons. Gene Ontology annotation, biological process: regulation of apoptotic process. The record is from RefSeq and is a predicted model, not a curated record.